Molecule: messenger RNA, 1296 nt
Organism: Gaeumannomyces tritici R3-111a-1
Lineage: Eukaryota; Fungi; Ascomycota; Sordariomycetes; Magnaporthales; Magnaporthaceae
Exons: 1
Coding region: 1-1296 (431 amino acids)
Source: RefSeq, a predicted model, not a curated record
AUGGCACUCCCAUCUUUCCUCCAGGCCUCCCUCCUUGUCUUGGCGGCCCAGCUGUCGAGUGUAGCAGCAGCGUCCAGCCAUGGCGACGCGGGCAUCGCUCAGGAAGGGGUUCAGGUGCCCAUGAUACCUAAGUACAUGGAGAACCUGACAGAAACGGCAACGUUCCACCCCGAGGGAUGGUACACACCCAACAUUUGCGAGGGAAAAUGGUGCCUCUACUCGAGCCGUGAGGUCGGCAACGGCAGGGGGCUGGUGGUGAUCACCAGCCACGACAACUUCCAAAAGAUCAGGAGGCUGGAAGUGUUUAUGAACAAGAUGCAAAGCACCCCAGGCCCAGGCGCACCUGGCGUGCCAUUCGAGGCGCGAGAGAUGCCAUCCUCAUCAAAAAGCGACAGCCACGCCGAGUCGCCCUUCGAGCUCGUGGCCACGCAGCCCCUGAAGCGCGGAACCAAGCUUAUGGAGCUCAUGCCCGUCGUCAUGGCGCACAAGACCUUCCUCAACGAGACAGACCGGGCGGCGCAGGACCACCUCCUAGAGGCCGCACUCGCCCUGCUCCCGGACAAGACCCGCGAGAUUGCCAGGGCCGGCAUGGCCAAGUCCCGACACCCCAGCGCGCGGAGCAGCCUCCGCGACGCACUCCUCCUGCACCCCUUCGAGACGGGCACCGGGGCGACGCACUGGGACGGGCCGGGCCACGGGCGCCACCACGCGCUGUACCCUGAGGCGCUGGCGGCGCGCCACGAGUGCCGCGCCAACGUGGCCUGGCACGUCGGCCCAAACCACGAGCUGCACCUGACGGUGGCGCGCCGGACGACCGACCCGGACGAGCCGCUCUCCUUGUCGUUCCUGAACCCCACCCUCCCCCGCGUCGAGCGCGCCGAAGCCGCGCGCCAGCUCUGGGGUACGGCUUGCAGCUGCGACCACUGCGCGUCGGGCGGCGACCUGGACGCGGUGCGGGCGCGCGACGGGCGCCACGCGGAGCUGGCGGCCAUCGAGAAGGAGCUCAAGGACAUGGACAGCGCGCGCGUCACGACGGGCAUGCUGGAGCACUACGUGGCGCUGCUGGGGCGCGACAACAUGCACGCGCGCAUGGCCGAGGCGUACGAGCUGGUGGCGUACAACUACGCGUACCUCGGGUUCGAGAAGCAGGCGCGCAAGUACGGCGCCCUCGCGGUCCAGGCCGCCGUCAUCGAGCAGGGCGCCGAUGCAAACGACGUCACGGCCCUGCGCGUGUUUGCGAACAGCGUGACGGAGCACUACUCGUGGCAGCGCAAGGUCAAGAAGAAGCAGGGCUAG